This is a messenger RNA of Oikopleura dioica, 1392 nucleotides long. The record is from the annotation of a GenBank genome assembly. NCBI's taxonomy places the organism in Eukaryota, Metazoa, Chordata, Appendicularia, Copelata, Oikopleuridae.
AUGAUAAUUUCGUUUGAAGUUCAUGGAAAAGUACAGAGAGUGUUUUUCCGAAAAUACACGAAGAAAGCAGCUGACGAGCUUGGUAUUUGCGGUUGGGUCGAGAACACUAAAAAGGGCACGGUCAUUGGAGAAGCUUCCGGCCCAGAAGAUAAAUUAAAAGAAUUUGAGAAUUUUUUAUCGCGAAAAGUUUUUGGCUACGUUUAUGCUCAAGUGCCGCAACAUCUCUUGCGUGGUAUCAACGAACUUUGGACGGAAGGCUAUGAAGCUUACUCGAGAAACGAUUACGCUGAAGCUGUGAGAAAUUUCGAAAGACUUCUGAUCAGCUAUCGAAUGCAGAACAAUUUACUGAGCUCUUGUCACCACAAAUGUCACAUUCCAAACGUCGAAUUCACGAAGUUGCAGUUGGCUUCUUUCGAAGAUCUUGAUGAUGGAGAACAUGUCUUCUUUAAAAAUCUUUUGGAACAAAGCACGUGCCUUAAAGAUUGCUUCUUGGAACACCCUUUCGCGCGGCUGAUGAAAGAAAAGAAGCCAAAUUACAGUGUUCAAAAAGCGAUCGACUCGUAUGAAAUCUACAACUAUUUGCAAAUAUCCUAUCACAAUCUAAAAGACGGCCUCAAGGCGGCCAACUCUGCGUAUACGUUUCUAUCGUUGCGAUCUAAGGACGAUCCUGCAUGGGAUGAUAUGAUGCACAACUUGGAAUUUUACAAAGGUGCCUAUCGGGUCGUGGACCAAGCGAUCAAGGAAGAAAAACUUGUCAAUUAUGAAUCGGCGAUGUAUAACAAGCACUACAAACAAGGCGUCGAGUCUUACGAAACAAACGAUUACAAAGCGUGCAUUGAGCAUAUGGAGAAAGCCCUACUAGAGUUUUUCGAAGACUCAAAUGAAUGCGAAAGUCUUUGCUUUAAAAUGCCAAGGGACUUCGACUCACUUCAAGAGAGCUGGACUCAUCUUGCACAUAUGGAGAUGGAAGUGAACGAGUGCCGGAUCGCUUGUCGGAAUAAAAUGGCGGCUGAAGUCUGGAGCAAACGAAAUGCAGACACUCCGCAGGAAAUCUUGCACUAUCUUCAAUUUUGCUACUUUCAAGAAAAACACAUCCUGAAAGGAGCCAACGCUGCAAAGACACUAUCUUUAAUCGCUCCGACUGAUCAAACUGCCCAGCGAAAUCUUAAGUAUUACGAGUCUGUACUCGAUGAGCACUCACUUUCGAAGUCCCAAUUACUGCCAAGACAAGACGUUAUAAAUUAUGUCAAAAAAACCUACCAAAACGAUAAUCUCUCUAACUUGGCAAAUCGUACCUUACUACGUCGCGAAGAUUUAGCCGAAAUCUCGACUGAACCUCUCCGAGACCAAAUCAUCAGACUGAUGUCAGAAGAGAAACUCGUUAAAGUCUAA